Molecule: messenger RNA, 4323 nt
Organism: Tupaia belangeri chinensis (Chinese tree shrew)
Lineage: Eukaryota; Metazoa; Chordata; Mammalia; Scandentia; Tupaiidae
Gene: STYX
Product: serine/threonine/tyrosine interacting protein
Exons: 11
Coding region: 161-832 (223 amino acids)
Biological process (GO): negative regulation of SCF-dependent proteasomal ubiquitin-dependent catabolic process; negative regulation of protein binding; regulation of ERK1 and ERK2 cascade
Cellular component (GO): nucleoplasm; cytoplasm
Molecular function (GO): F-box domain binding
Source: RefSeq, a predicted model, not a curated record
GGCUGGGACCCUCUGCUCUGCCUGUGUUAGUUGGAAGCCCGCCGUCCGUCCUCCAGUCCUCGCUCCAGCAGCCCUCUGCCUUUCGCCGCCACGCCAGCCGGAGGGUCAGGCCGGCUGGAUAACUCGCCUUCCCACCCCACCCACCAGCCCGGCCGGGACCAUGGAGGACGUGAAGCUGGAGUUUCCCUCCCUGCCACAGUGCAAAGAGGACGCCGAGGAAUGGACCUACCCUAUGAGACGAGAGAUGCAGGAAAUUUUACCUGGAUUGUUUUUAGGUCCAUAUUCUUCUGCUAUGAAAAGCAAGCUACCCAUACUACAGAAACAUGGAAUAACCCAUAUAAUAUGCAUACGACAAAAUAUUGAAGCAAACUUUAUUAAACCAAACUUUCAACAAUUAUUUCGAUAUUUAGUCUUGGAUAUUGCAGAUAAUCCAGUUGAAAAUAUAAUACGUUUUUUCCCUACGACGAAAGAAUUUAUUGAUGGGAGCUUACAAACUGGAGGAAAAGUUCUUGUCCAUGGAAAUGCAGGGAUCUCUAGAAGUGCUGCCUUUGUUAUUGCAUAUAUUAUGGAAACAUUUGGAAUGAAGUACAGAGAUGCAUUUGCUUAUGUUCAAGAAAGAAGAUUUUGUAUCAAUCCUAAUGCUGGAUUUGUCCAUCAACUUCAGGAAUAUGAAGCCAUCUAUUUAGCAAAAUUAACAAUACAGAUGAUGUCACCACUUCGGAUAGAACAGUCAUUAUCUGUUCAUUCUGGUACCACAGGUAGUUUGAAGAGAACACAUGAAGAAGAUGAUGAUUUUGGAAGCAUGCAAGUGGCAACUGCACAGAAUGGCUGACUUGAGCAAGGUGUGAAUUUCUACAUGGGAAAAAGAAACUACUGGAGACAAUAAUGGAAAAUUGUAAAGACACAAGUAGUUUCUUUACAUUUUUAGGUUGCUUCCAGACAUGUUCUUCUGCAACUUGUUGAGCAUCAUUUUAAGAAAAUGUUGGACUUCUCCAAUAGAUGACACUGGCGGGGCUUUUUUUUUUUUUAAAGGAAAAAACACACACACACACUUUACAGUUUUAUUAUAAACCAAGAUUUUUGGACUUGCAAAGAGGUAUUAAUUGCAAUAAUGCACUUUUCAUACUUGAAAUUUAUUUGUAUAAUAUAAAGUUAUUACUUUAAACAAAAUGCAAGUUGGGGGAUUGUUUAUAAAGCUUGGGUAAUUUAUAACAUGAAUUUCCUAAGGUUUGCUAAAAAUUCAUUUUGUGUUAUAUAUAUUACAUUUUUAAGAUAAUUUUACAGUUCAAUUUUAUGAUGGAACCUCUUACAGAAACAUUAACAAAAUGCAGGAAUCUGCCCCCCCCCCUUUUUUUGUAUAAUUUAGUAGCUUAAUUGGAUUUUUAAAAAUUCUAGAUCCCGAAUUACCACUUUUUAAAUCAUGACAUUAGCCAACUAUCCUUACUUUAACAUGAUCCAAAUACUGCUUGCUUACCCUUUCUACUUUGUUUACUCUAGAGGGAAAAAAGGUUUAAUGAUCAAAGGAAGAUAUUUUGCCUUAUAGUACCACAUGCUCAAAAACAAGAAUAGUGUGAGAUUUCCAAGUGAUUUUCCUUUUUUUUUUUUUGUUUUUCUUUUUGGUAAGAGCCAAAUGUUGUGUUUGUUUUCAGAGUUGCCUAGACCUUUUUUGUUUGUCCAGAAUGGUUCUAAAUAGAAUAUAAUAAACCAAUGUAGCACUAUUUUUGUCCUGAAUGAAACCCCCCCCAAAAAAGUGCCUUGCAUCAUUUAAAAAGAAAAAUGUUAAAUCCUCGUGACCUCUAAAUUAGUAUGUAGAGUAGUGAAAACUUCAUAAUAUUUUUCUGUAAUUUCUUUUCUUUUUAAACCACAAAUUAAUUUAAACUGAAAAGUAUGAGGCUUGAAGAAAUCUUAGUAAAUUAUUUGUAGUAUGGAAUAUUUACUCCUUUGUUUUAUGUUGUCUUAAUGAUUCUGUGAGGUUGUUCCAGUUCAGACAGAAGCUUUUCUUUGAAGAUGCAUUUGCUGGGGAAAGUGAUUUCUGGGGUAUUUUAAAUUACCAUUUUAAUCAAUUCUUUACAUUGAGUUAAUACAAAUUUCCCCUAUGAUUUGCAUUAGCAGUGUCACUUUAUCUAUCGAUGUUAUAUUUAUAUGUAUAAAGUUGUCCUAAGAAAAACAUUUUUACCAUUUUAAGUAUGUUGUAUGGGAAGAGGGGAGUGUGUACCUUUUUAUAGUUAGGACUUUAGGGUAGCACAAACAAAACUCCUUCCAUAUCUCACUUUUCUCAGUCCUCUCUGGAGGUGCUUUUCUAAUGGGAAUGAUUUCUGUACAUUCCCUUGGUACCAAGAGGUACUCUGCAAGGUAACCUAAUACACCAACUUACUUGCUUUGUUUCCCUCCAUGUGAUACAGUAAUACAGUAAAAGCUUUUGUUAACUAGCAUAGUGGGAAAGUGGAAAGAAAUUCAAAUUGCUCUAUUAAUUACGAGUUCAUUUCUGUUCACCCGGGUGGUAAUUACUCUUCUGCUUUUCCUUCCCUUCUAUUUUACCCCCUGAACACAGCAUAUUGUUAACCCUGUUGUGGUCCAGUAUUGUGUGAGUAGGUCAUUUGAUAUAUUGGUCUAGUGGAGUCAAGAUUUGCAUUGGGUGUUCGAAAAUUCAGUUGGUAAAGUAUUGGUACAGCCUUCCUGUAUAUAGAUCACCACUGGGUAGGUCAGCAGAGGUCUCUCUUUCAGUCUAAUAAUAAUCCAUUCAUAUUCAGCAGAAACAAUGCUUUAAAGAUUCUUCAUAGUAUAUUUAAGUUUUAAAAAUGAGAGUUAGGAUUUUUUAAAAUUAGUUUCAUAAGUACACAUAUCCUCUCUAGUAGUCUGGCCAAAAACACAGGUUUGGUUAUUGAUAUUAACUUAUAGCUAGUUUUUUUUUUUCCACUCUUAACCACUAUAAUUUUUACGUCAUCACUAAAGUGCCUGUCCAGCACUGUAUAUCAAAUAGUCUCUCACAAACACGAGAAAAAGGGACUGUUAUCUUCAGUACAAUAUUAACUUGGACAGAACAUGAGGUUUAUUCUCUCUCAUAUAAGAAUAUUACAAAUCUGUUUUCUCUUGGACCUGUUUGUCCACUGAAUGUUAAGUAGUUUUUACUCUAUUUGGUUCCAUUUCUGUGAUUGCUUUAUUUCUACUAAUGUUUUAUGAUAGCUAACUAUGAUAAAUAUAACCAAUCAUGGUUUAUUUUCUAGAAUAUCUGAAUAAUGUAUGAGUAACCAACCAGUUUUAAUAUGUAUGUAAUAUGGGUGCAGAAUUUAAUUAAAUUACAUCAAAAUAUAAUGCAGGAAAACUACAUUACUGUCCAGUUUGAAAGUACAAAACAAAUAUUGAGAAUACUCAAAUCAGAAGAGUAUUCUAACCUUCUAAUUUUGGUUAAUUUCUUACCUGUUGUUUAAAUAGCAGUUAACUUUAUUUGUAUCUACUUUAUGGUGGAAAUGUUAAAUUGUGAUGCUGUUGCUGCCAACUUUCAAACACUUAAUUCUCCGAGCAGAAUGUUCAUUUGGAGGAGUAUUUUGUGCUUCAUUUGAGUUUAGACCGUAAUGACAGAAAAUGUUAAUAAGCAUGUCCUUUUAAGAAAAUAGAAGGUUUCUAAUUGUCUUAUUACCAUGGCAAUUCAAGUGAAUUAGAAGUAUUUUAACUGCAGUCUUGAAUUAUAAAGUUGAGAUAUAUGUAUCAGGAUCUCAACUUGAUGUAAAGUAAAUGAGCAGUUACCUGGCGGAUUUACAUUUUUUUAAAAUAACCAUUUAAAUCCAUAAUCUCAUAACAAAGUAGCUUUACUUCAAUAUUUACUUUAUCUUUGUCCACUCAACAGUGCUUCAGUAAGAUGAUAAGAGAUAGCUGAAAAUCACUAAAAGAUUUUAUUUUUAUUGAUCAGAAAACUUUUUAUGGUCUUGGAAUGCUGGAUUAUUUUUUGUCUUUCCCAUCCAUGGCAGCUAAAAAAAUAAAAUCACUCAAAAUGUUCAGGUUUACAUGCUAGCUCUCUCUCAUAGGGAGUUGCCAUACCUCACAGUUCAAAGUGUAUUCUAUAGAUCAGUAACAUUAUACUGACAUGUAAUUGCAAUUUACUAUGCAGCAAAAAUGAUUCAAGAAGAAAAAUAACCUACAGUGUCUACUUACCUUUGUAUAGGCAAUUGCUUAAGUUACUCUGCUUGUAACAUUUGUACUUGGAUACAAUGCUGAUGUAUGUAUGUAUAGCAAUGUCACAGUGUAAGAUGCUGCUAGCCCAGGCACAGAGUAUUAAAAUUAUUUUGUGAAGAUUGGUGGUUGUAUUAAAACUAUUGUGCCAUUAUA